AGGCGGCUAGAAAGUGACCUGCUCGCCUUCCGUGCAAGCAUUUUGCUCCAGAGGCUGACAACUGAUGGAACAUUCUACUAGGAAGAAUAAAACGGUUCUUACAAGGUAGUUUGCUCUGAUUGGAACAGGAUCCAUACAAGAAAGCUCUCAACCAACAGUGACUGGGAACACUUGAGAACUUCUGAAUGAUUGAUUGAGGCCUUGAAAGGAAAACAUUACGACUUUACAUUUCACAGUCAGUUCUGUUAAUCAACUAUGGAAACAGAGAAGGAGCGUGUUUAUGUUACCCCAACAGAACUUGAGAAUCUAAGUGAUGCUCCAUUUUCCGGUGAUGAAGAAAAUGGUGGGUCUGAGGAACGAAAAACUGAAAUCAAUGGAAAUUGGAUUCCUGCAACUUCCAUUACUGAAGCCAAAAUAAAUGCUAAAGCAAAGAGGCGGUUGAGGAAAAAUUCUUCUAGAGAUUCUGGGAGAGGAGACUCUGUUAGUGAAAAUGGAGAGACACUGAAGAUUGGAGUUGUUGUACCAACGAGCCCAAAAGGGAAACUCCUGGACAGGCGAUCCCGAUCUGGAAAGGGAAGGGGUCUACCAAAGAAAGGUGGAGCAGGUGGUAAAGGAGUUUGGGGAACACCAGGUCAAGUGUAUGAUGUGGAAGAAGUAGAUAUUAAAGAUCCUAAUUAUGAUGAUGACCAGGAGAACUGUGUCUAUGAAACAGUAGUUUUACCUCUGGAUGAAAGAGCAUUUGAAAAAACUUUAACACCAAUCAUACAGGAAUAUUUUGAACAUGGAGAUACUAACGAAGUUUCGGAGAUGCUGAAGGACUUAAACCUUGGCGAAAUGAAAUACAGUGUGCCAGUGCUGGCUGUUUCCUUGGCAUUAGAGGGGAAGGCUAGUCACAGGGAAAUGACAUCUAAGCUUAUCUCUGACCUUUGUGGAACAGUAGUAAGCAAAACUGAUGUGGAAAAAUCAUUUGAUAGACUGCUUAAAGAACUACCUGAAUUGGUGUUGGAUUCUCCCAAGGCACCACAGUUGGUGGGCCAGUUUAUUGCUAGAGCUGUUGGAGAUGGUAUUCUAAGCAAUACCUACAUAGAUGGCUACAAAGGCACUGUGGAUUGCAUCCAAGCUCGAGCUGCGCUGGACCGAGCUACUGUGUUGCUGAGCAUGACAAAGGGUGGAAAGCGUAUAGACAAUGUGUGGGGGUCAGGAGGUGGCCAGCAGUCUGUGAAACACCUUGUUAAAGAGAUUGAUAUGCUGCUGAAAGAAUAUUUGCUUUCCGGAGAUGUACUGGAAGCUGAACGUUGCCUUCAGGAACUGGAAGUACCCCAUUUUCACCAUGAACUUGUGUAUGAAGCUGUUGUGAUGGUUUUGGAGUCAACUGGAGAAAAGACCUUUAAAAUGAUACUGGAUUUGUUGAAAUCCCUCUGGAGGUCUUCUGUCAUUACUAUGGACCAAAUGAAAAGAGGCUAUGAACGAGUUUACCGUGAAAUCCCAGACAUUAACCUGGAUGUGCCACACUCCUAUUCUGUGCUUGAGCGGUUUGUAGAAGAAUGCUUUCAGGCUGGAAUAAUCUCCAAACCACUGAGAGACCUCUGUCCUUCAAGGGGCAGAAAGCGUUUUGUGAGUGAAGGAGAUGGAGGUCGUCUGAAGCUAGAAAGCUACUGAAUGUGAGAACCAACUCCUGAAGCCUUAAAAGUUGAAAGGGAAAGUAGAUAUCUAUAUAUAUACAAACACGCAUGCUUUUUUGUGUGUGUAUGUAUAUAUGUAUACACAUAUAUAAUAUACCAAAAUUUUAAGAGUUGCCUAGCACAGUUCAUAUUUUUUUAAAAGCACAUGUUUUGGGUACAAAUCGUUUUUUUUAAAUAGUUUUAUAAAUUUCAGAAAGAAAACUUCUUUCUUUGGGCAUAUAGUAGAACAACUGGCCACUCUGCUCUGGGGGUGCCUUCAAAUAAGCUACCUUUUAAAGUGCCAUAUGUUUAUGACCUAAUCAUUCCAUGUUUGCAUCGAUGUCUGACUGCCACUCUUUCUUUCAAGGACAGUGUUGUCAUCGUAAAAUCACUGGUUUACAC
This is a messenger RNA of Charadrius vociferus (killdeer), 2063 nucleotides long. It is a transcript of the gene PDCD4, whose product is annotated as programmed cell death 4 (neoplastic transformation inhibitor). Gene Ontology annotation, cellular component: nucleus; cytosol. The record is from RefSeq and is a predicted model, not a curated record. The coding region runs from base 256 to 1659 and encodes 467 amino acids. The transcript has 13 exons. Gene Ontology annotation, biological process: negative regulation of DNA-templated transcription. NCBI's taxonomy places the organism in Eukaryota, Metazoa, Chordata, Aves, Charadriiformes, Charadriidae.